Molecule: messenger RNA, 777 nt
Organism: Branchiostoma floridae (Florida lancelet)
Lineage: Eukaryota; Metazoa; Chordata; Leptocardii; Amphioxiformes; Branchiostomatidae
Product: photoreceptor-specific nuclear receptor-like
Exons: 3
Coding region: 235-654 (139 amino acids)
Biological process (GO): negative regulation of transcription by RNA polymerase II
Cellular component (GO): cytoplasm; nucleus
Molecular function (GO): transcription corepressor activity; transcription factor binding
Source: RefSeq, a predicted model, not a curated record
AACUCCACCAUCAGGAAACAGUUGGCGCAGUACAUGAAGGACACCUCGCGAUGUGAGGCGGCAUAGCAGGCCUGUCCCACGUUCACUAAGAGAUAAAAUUGCUAUAAAAGACGCUAAAAGUGGAUCUGAAUAAAGUCAAGUCAAGUGAAGUGAAGUGUGUGUGCUGUGUUGCCAGGUGUCCCCCCUGAUCAGAGCUCUGCAGACAGACUGCAGACAUUCCUGCAGCAGGUGCAGAUGCUGCAGGAAACCCUGCACAAGUUUCACCAGCUGCAGGUGGAUGCCGUGGAGUACGCCUGUCUGAAGGGGAUUGUGCUGUUCAAGACUGAUGUGCAGUCCCUGAGAGAUCACGGUGCAGUGGCAGUCCUACAGGACCAGACCCAGCUCAGCUUCAGCCACCGCAUCGAGAUGCACAAACCUGGCCAACAUUUCCGCUUCGGCAAACUACUGCUCCUUCUGUCCAGCCUACGAGAGGUCCAGCGUUCCAGUCUGGAGAGUGUGUUCUUCACAAAGGCGAUGACAGGAGGUGUUUCCAUGGACCAGUUGGUUCUGGACAUGUACAAAUCCCUACAGACGGACGUCGUGUUGUCUGACAGCUACAGAUGUUACACCGGGCCCUCCACUUCAUCUGGGGCAGCUCUACACGGCGUCAGAUGAACAAAAUCAUCCUUUUAUAAUGCCAUUCAUGACUGGCAAAUUAUAGUUAAUACUAUAGAUUAUAGUUUGUACUUUUAUACAGUUUUAUAGAGCUUCAUGAUCUGGAUUACAGAGUAGAAUAUA